AUGGAAGUGGACGGGGGGGUCAGAUCGGAGGUGGGCGGCGCUCCGGCGAGCUCGCGGUGGAAUCCGACGAAGGAGCAGAUUGGGAUUUUGGAGAACUUAUACAAGCAAGGAGUGAGGACGCCCAGUGCCGACCAAAUACAUGAAAUCACCAAUAGCCUCAAAGCUUACGGCCAUAUUGAAGGCAAGAAUGUGUUCUAUUGGUUUCAGAAUCACAAGGCCAGGCAGAGGCAGAAGCAGAAGCAGCAGAGUUUGGCCCUUUUUAGCCACUUUCUUCACUUCAAUUCCAACCCAUAUUCUUCCCCAAACGUGGGUUGCAGCCCAUACUACGUACAUCAAAACGACGUCGGAUUGUAUCCACCGUACCAUAACAAUUCCAAGGCGCUUCAAAGCAGUGGCAUUGCGAGGAGAAGAUCAAAGAGCGAGAGAAGAAACAGUAAUGGUGAAAUUGAGGUCUCCGCCAUUAACCUUAACAUUCAGACUGAAACUCUGUCUCUCUUUCCGACGCAUCCGACCGGAGAUUUACAAGUCGGACCACUGCCACCGACGUCUUCCGAAACCUCUGCCGACCAUUCUUCGGCCGGUGUUAGCUCUUCUGGCCGUGGGACGUACUUUGAUUUUUUUCUCUAG
Molecule: messenger RNA, 627 nt
Organism: Momordica charantia (bitter melon)
Lineage: Eukaryota; Viridiplantae; Streptophyta; Magnoliopsida; Cucurbitales; Cucurbitaceae
Gene: WOX2
Product: WUSCHEL related homeobox 2
Biological process (GO): plant organ development
Molecular function (GO): DNA binding; DNA-binding transcription factor activity
Source: RefSeq, a predicted model, not a curated record